CUUUCAACCGCAAUAAAAUGUCAUACUCAGCCAUAACUGAAAGUAGUGAAUGUCUGUUGAUAGAGAGAUAUUUCUUUGUACUCUUCUUCUUGGUUAAUAAUUUUCACGCUGUUAAUACUUCACUGAGUAGCAACGCUGUAUAAGGUAUUCGAAUACAAGAAUCUCAUAGCGUAGUUUCAUACACUAAGUAAUCACUAAAAUGUUAUAGAUAUUUAAAGUUUCUUAAAUCUAUGAAAACGAGUGAACUUCAUAAGCAGCAAUAUACUGCAGCUUCUUUUAAAAUACUGUUGAAGGGAAAAAUGUUAUUUUUAUUCUGCGAAAUUAAGAAGUUAAUUCUUUAUUGAAACGUGAAAAAUUAAUUUAAAUAUAAAGUACGCUUUAUAGAUAAGAGAUGAUGAAGCUUUCUCUAUACAUAUAUUAAGAAAAUUUGAACAGUAUUUUUCAUGAUCUAGCAGAAAAAUUCGAACUAAUUUAGUAGUGAAAAAGUUUACGAAAAAUAUUACACGAAAUUUACAUAUAUAUAGGUGGAAAAACAAACAUGCGUGAGUUAGGUGUUGACUUCCUUCGAAUUCUUUCUAGCACUACAGCCCUACUUAGCAUUCUAUAAGCUUGUGGUACAUUCUAUAAACUUGCUAUAAAAGUGUCUUUGUAUUGGAAUAAAUCUGGAAAUAUCAAUGAAAGUGUUGCCUCAAGAAUCAGACAACGAAAACAGUAUCGGGGCCCACAUGUCUCCUGAGGAUUCCAUGGCUACGGACUCUUCAUCAGACAUCUCUGAAACUCUGAAUCGGAAACUUGGAUCUGAAAUCCAAGUGGGCAGUCCAAUCGGCAUCCCCUUCGUCGGAUCCUUGUGUUACCUGCCUUAUGAACAGACUGGAGAACUAUUAGCUUUCUCGAUGGCUAAUCAACAGAACUUUAAUCCUAGAAGGAAAAAGUCCUCCAGGUCUAGGUCGAAUCACGGGAUCCAGAGGCGACGCCGUGCUUGUCACAGCGUGGAAGAACUCCAGAACCAGCGUGUACUAGCCAACGUACGUGAACGCCAGCGCACCCAGAGCCUGAAUGAUGCCUUCACAGCCCUCCGUCGCAUCAUCCCUACCCUACCGUCUGACAAGUUAAGUAAGAUACAAACUCUAAGGUUGGCCACACGAUACAUCGAUUUUCUUUAUCAGGUUCUGAACUACGGUGAAGAAGAGGGGGACGUUCAGCAGUCGUCGCAAACAUCCAAAGUCUCUCCUUGCAACUUCUUGGCGCACGAAAGGCUUAGCUAUGCCUUCUCUGUGUGGAGGAUGGAAGGUGCCUGGUCAUCUCACUGACGCUUCCUUUCUUUCGGCAGGUUUAAGGAGAAAUGAAUGGAUGCAGCUGUAUAAAGCAACGCUGGACGUGUGCAUUAAAGAUGGACAUAUGAUCUUGCCAAAAUUAUCUAUGUGUGUGCACUCUAAGUAGUAAUUUGUAACAGCGCACAUGAAAAUCAAAUAAUUAGCUACAUUAAAUUUUACUGUAAUAAUCUUUCAAAAUUUCUUUCAAAGUUUUUGCUGCAAUUGAAUUUCCCGGUCUUGUUUGUUACAUUUACAGUAAACAGUAACUCAGAAUCCACGAGUGAAAUAUAUAGCAAUAAUAGAGAUUACAUACGUAAUAAUAAUCUAAAAUGAAGUCAAAUUUAGCCAUAUUUGAACUUGGUUUAGGUUUUUUUUAGCUUAUCGUAUCAAAUACAUGUUCUCAAUAAAAGUAGAAAGUUCCUAAAUCGUGUAACAUAAGCGUCAGGCAGAAACGGAAAGCAGCAAAAUAUGCAGCGGGAUGUCAAAUAAAAUUUUGUGAAUUCUAUUUCGUAUCAAUCGUGCGCAGUUUGGAUUAUUCUGCGCAUAAUGCAUUUCAGUUGUUUUGUUUAUGCAGAGAUAAAACUUAUGUUUUUAAUUUAUGCCGUGCAUCAUAAUAGACAUUGUGAAUCUCAUGAAGAAACAAUGAAUGGAUGCAGAUAAAGUUUGAAUGGAAAUGUACCCAAAGGUAUUUUUUAAUAAUUAAAUCACAAACAUGUUUUUGAUGUCACGAAGCAUAUCUGCAAAUAAAAUUUUUACGAUAUAAUUUUAAAAUAUUAAUCACCUUAUAUAAAUAUUCAGUAAUCAACUUCAAUAAAGAUUAUGGUUUUGAUCCAAAUUUUUUUAGAUUUAAAGUAAGUUAAAUAAUUCUACAUUUUUUUUAUUGAUAUCUGUUUUAAAACUAAGCAACAUACCUAUAGCUCAUGUUAUAUGGAUUUAACCAUUUGCUAAUUUUCCUUUUUACCUUUUUUAAUCAUCUAUUUUAUAACUUUAUUUCAUAUUCCGUCAAAGUUUUUUACUGAUUAAAUUGAGUUAUUAUGUGUUAGUAAAGAAUUUUUCCUACCAUUCUUCUAAACAAAACCAUCUGCACUUGAUGAGAUAUAAUUUUGUAAUUAUUUUAACAAAGACAGAAAACAACAACAAAAUAUUUAAAUUUCACACCAAAUAUUUUAAUUUUUCUCAGUUUUUUAAAGAAUCUUCAUAUUUGUAGAACUCAACAAAAAACGUUCAGUGUCUGUUGACAGCAUAAUCUUGUAUUUUUACUUACUUCACUGAAUUAAAAUUCGCAAAAUUGUUACUUUAAAAGACAAUUUUUUUUUUCACUAUGUAUUUCGAAAAUCGAUUAUUUGCAGUACAUAAAUUAAUCACAAUACUUAUCUUCCCUGUAUUUGGAAUCAUAUUUUGUAAAGUGUACUUCAAUAAUAUUAAAUAUUUUUCAGUAUACUACAGUUUAUUCUAAAAUUUAAUAUUUCAGAAACAUUAGUCAAUAUUCUGUUUGCUAAGAUUUAUAUUUAAAUCAUUUUCAGUCUAUUAAUUAGAAUGCGUUUGAUUUUGUAUGUAUGCAACCAUUUGUGUUAGAGUGUUUAUUAUAUAGGUACAUAUUUUUUCCUGAUAAUGUAUUAACUGUAUGAUGAAAAUUAAUAUAUUUUAUCUCUAUAAAUGCUAUUGAUUUCCU
This is a messenger RNA of Stegodyphus dumicola, 2985 nucleotides long. RefSeq lists its product as uncharacterized. Gene Ontology annotation, biological process: developmental process; regulation of transcription by RNA polymerase II. The record is from RefSeq and is a predicted model, not a curated record. Gene Ontology annotation, molecular function: DNA-binding transcription factor activity, RNA polymerase II-specific; RNA polymerase II transcription regulatory region sequence-specific DNA binding; protein dimerization activity. Lineage: Eukaryota; Metazoa; Arthropoda; Arachnida; Araneae; Eresidae.